Messenger RNA from Symbiodinium sp. CCMP2592, 1629 nucleotides. The record is from the annotation of a GenBank genome assembly. Lineage: Eukaryota; Dinophyceae; Suessiales; Symbiodiniaceae.
AUGCUCACUAAGUGGAUGAACAGCUUGCGACCGCAUGGGGCCAUCAUCUGGGCCGACCUCACGAAGUUUGGACGGCUGCAGAAAGAUGACUUCGACAACGUUACGGAAGCCAUCCGCAAUCUUCUACAGCACAACCCCGCCAAAAUGGUUGCAGUCAUCAUCGUCCGGCGAUUGGAAGACAAGCUCGAUGCAAAGUUCCUGCUCAACUUUACAUUCAGCAUACGCAUGGACGAGCCCCACUUCAACAAGAAGCAGGCCCUUCUCUAUCCGGGCCUGCUCUGUUGGCCGGACGGUGUCUCCGACAACAUCUUCUCGGAGAGCAAGCUAGUGGUCGACAGGUGCAACCGGGAGCCCAUCGAAUGGAUCUUGGAGAGGGACUACAAGGUUCCAACCAGGGCGAAGAAUGCAACCCCGUCCACCCGGGAGGACCAAGACAGGUCAAUCAGUGAAGUGCAAGAGGCAGCACAGAUGCCUACAUAUUCCCUCGGGGAGGAUGUCACUGUGCUGAAGUACAGCGAGCGAAUGGUUGCCCAGUACCUGAUGGAGGACUGGAAAACCGGCCGGAACAUCAUCGGGGCUGCUGCCUAUGAUCCAGAGCCGGCUGUCGCCGACGGCAGCGAUGGCCUGCCGGCGGAGCCCACGUUCCACUAUGCGACCAUGAUGACCACUGAGGACGGCAGCAAGGUGAUUUCGCUUCCAGGGUCGCUACGCAGCAAAUGGAGCGACGACACCAACCGCAAGAAGGAAUGGUCGGAUACACUGGUCAAGGUGCACACCACCAGCUCUACCGGGGCGACCGGAGCCACAUCACAGGCAGCCGCUGAGCAGCCAACCUCCACCAGCUCCGCAGUUGCUCCAGGAUGGUCCUCGGAGCCAAGCACGUUGGAUGCACUCGAUGCAAAGUACGACACUCUGAUGUCGUGCCCCGGACGCAACCCUACGACGAUGCUAAAGUUGGUCCAGGAGAAGGGCCAGGUGGAGGCCGAGGGUGUUGUCAUCGAAAAGAAGUUGUUCUUGGUUGCAAACGGCGAUGUGACCCUACCGGAUCACGAGUUUCUGCUGGCUCACGAUCGAGCCAGCUUCGUGAGUGGACAAAAGGCCACCGCCAAGCCGCAGCCAAAGUCUUCGAGUGAGGCAACGCCGAAAAAGGCGAUCGCAAGAAAGGUUGAGCUCGAGUUCACGGGCAAGGAGUCAGACGAGAAGUGGCUACAGUUCCGCCGCAACGACACCGCCUCUUCGAUGGCAUCCACACCCGCUGGCAAGAAGCCGUUGAAUCCUCUUUUGCAGUCUACAGAAGACUUGGGAGAAUGCGACGAGACAGAAUCCUCUGAGGCCAUCAUGCAGGAAGCCGAGGAAGUGAGCAAGCAGUUGGCUCAGCAGCUUUCCAUUGGCAAGACCAAGCCCAAGGGGGAGACCAAGCCCAACAAGGAGACCAAGCCCAACAAGGAGACCAAGCCCAACAAGGAGGCCAAGCCCAACGAGGAGACCAAGCCCAACGAGGAGACCAAGCCCAACGAGGAGACCAAGCCCAACGAGGAGACCAAGCCCAACGAGGAGACCAAGCCCGAGGAGCCCCGCGAGGACAAGUCGGAGCAGACCCCGAAGCGCCAGGAUGCUAAACUGAGAUAA